This is a messenger RNA of Miscanthus lutarioriparius, 2778 nucleotides long. The record is from the annotation of a GenBank genome assembly. NCBI's taxonomy places the organism in Eukaryota, Viridiplantae, Streptophyta, Magnoliopsida, Poales, Poaceae.
AUGGCGUAUCAGCGCGCCGAUCCUACUCCCUUCAUCCCACUCAACAUGCAGCUCCAAGAGGUGCCCAACCGAGAGUUCAUGACUCGUGCUAUCACGCCAAUCACGCCGCCGGCGAACAAUGAGGACCUUGCCAUUGCCGUCUUUGACCCCCUUCCGGGUAACGAUCUUCAGUUUGCUGCUGUUCGCGCGGUCCUUAGAGAUUUUUUGCGUAAUGAGGUGCAUAUUGCCUUUCGGGAUAUCCAACCCACUCACUUGGGUCAGGCUCUGGUUAAGUUCACCCAUGUGUAUGAUAGGGAUACGCUGGUGUUAGAUAUCCCCCACUUCUUCGGUAAUGUCAGUGUUUCUUUUGUCAAGCAUAAUGAAGGUAGAAACUAUCGUAGGCUUCAGUUCAAUCAGCACUAUUGGCUGCUUCUGCUCGGAUUCCCCAAUGAUUAUCGCACUGAAAGACACAUUCAGAAUGCUUUGGGCAAAUUUGCAAAGGUUUUACUCUGGGAAGAGAGUGAAGGGCCCCCUCAAGAAGAUCCAAUCCCUAAAGAUGUUAACUUUGAGAACGGUAUGCCUUUUGAUUUCUUUGGGCUGGGUCAGCCAGUCUUUGGAAAUCAAGGAGAAGAAGACCAGAAUCAAUUAGAUGGGCUGUUUGGCCAGAAUGGGCAGAAUCAACGGCAAGGACAGCAGCAGGAACAAGAACUGAAUGUCUGGGAUUCCUGGCCAGCAGAGCUCCAGCCUAUGCAGAUUGAUUUAGCUCCUCCUCUAGGCCAGAACCUGAAUGAGCUGCCUGUUCCUGAAAACCAAGACCUAGAUCUUAGUCAGCCAGCUCUAGACAUGGACCUGCAUCCAGUAAUUCUGAACCCAGAAGCACCCCUGAAUGGAGACCUUUUUUAUCUCAAUGAUCCUCAGGUGAACAUGAUGGAGCAUCAUUUGCUUCAGCUUGAAAAUAAGGAACAACUUCAAAUCCCCCCAGCUAUUCCUCAGUCUCCCAUUGAUUAUCUGGGUGACGAAAUUCCAAUGGACCAAUUAGUUGGAGAAGAGGGGUUCCCUGAGGAAUCUGUGGAACUUAAUGUUGAGGAACCACCAGUGGCUGCUCAAAUGGCAUUGCAGCCUCAGGCUGAUGAAGCAGUCCCACAUGCAGAUGGGCCUGCUCUUCGUGAAGAAGAUGAACUGCUUCAACCUCAAGUUGCUGACAAUUUCAACAACAAUCUCCAUGUUGGGAUGGCUCUGAUAAGCAGUCAUCAUGCUGAUCCAUUUGGGCCAGAGCAAAGCAAGCUGAGGCAACCAGGCUUUGGGCCAGAUUAUUCUCCUCAGUUCUCCAUACCUGCUAAAUGCCCUGAACAUAACCUGAAAUGUUUGACAGAGUCUGAUGAUGAGGGCUCCUCCAAGGGAAAGGAGUUAAAGGACACUGAAGCUGCUCAGUCCAGCACAAGGAAAAUAUCUUCAAAAAAUUCUCCUGUCUUGGUUGAAACCCAGUCAAAACGCCUGACGACGACCCUCGUUCUCCUGCUUGCCGCCGUGCUUUUCUCCGUCGGCGCGCCGUCGUGGGAGGCACACGAAGGCACGCCCGGCCUCCACCCGAUCGUACUGCUCCCGGGCUACUCCUGCAGCCAGUUGGAGGCGCGGCUCACCGACGAGUACAAGCCUCCGACGCCGGGCUGCGGCGUGCCGAAACAGGGGCGCCGCUGGUUCCGGCUGUGGGAGAACUACACGGCGCUACAGGAGGACCCCGCGCUCCUGCCGUGCUACGAGGACCAGCUCCGGCUCGUGUACGACCGCGCCGCCGGUGACUACCGCAAUUUGCCCGGCGUGGAGACCCGCGUCGUGUCCUUCUGCUCCACCCGCAGCUUCCGCUUCGACGAUCCCGCCCUAAAGUGUACAUAUAGCCGGGGUGGCAUGCAGCCAACCACACAGUGUGAAAAACUUGCAAAACACUAUAAAGGCUCGUGGAGGCACUCGAAGGCGUCGGAUACAGAGAGGGAGCGAACCUGUUCGGCGCCACGUACGACUUCCGCUACGCGCCGGCCGCGCCCGGCGUGGCGUCCAGGGGCGUUCGCCGACUUCCGCUGGAGCCUGAGGCUCCUGGUGGAGCACGCGAGCGUGACGAACGGGAACAGGCCGGUCAUCCUCGUGACCCACAGUCCUCAACCGGAGCCCCCUGCCGUGGCGCAGCAGGUCCUCUCCUCCAGCGCGGCCAGCCCGCCAGUGACCCUGCGGAGCAGGGUGAUGUUGUUCGGGAACAGGAGCUUCGCGAGCACGAUCUCCCUCCUGCCGUCCCCGAAGGUGUACGGCGACACGCCCCCGGUGAUCACGCGAGCCAAGAACUACUCUGCCCGGGACAUGCCUGAGUUCCUUGCCGCGGUAGGCUUCUCCGACGACGAGGUAGAGCGGUACCGAACAACGGCGCUGCCGGUGACGCUAAGUUUCAGGGCGCCACUCGUGCCUAUGACGUCUAUCAAUGGCGUUGGUGUGCCGACAAUCGAUAGGCUGCUCUACUGGGAUGGCAACUUCAGCGCGAAGCCUAAGGUGGUGAACGGUGACGGGGAUGGGAUGGUCAGCUUGGACACCGUGCUGGAGCUGGAAACUUUUGUCGGGGAUGACCCGGAUCAACCUUACUUCAAGUCCGUUUUGAUCCCGAACGUGACGCACAACGGUAUGAUCUCAGAUCAUUCUGCGCUCCGCUGCGUGGUUGAAGAAAUUCUGGAAGCAAACCGAGCCAUUUCUUCAUGGAUGGGGGCGGGGGCGGUGUGUGGUGUAUCUCCCCUCCCCCACACCCACCAACUCCCCUAA